Messenger RNA from Suricata suricatta (meerkat), 4179 nucleotides. RefSeq names its product PH domain and leucine rich repeat protein phosphatase 1 (gene PHLPP1). Lineage: Eukaryota; Metazoa; Chordata; Mammalia; Carnivora; Herpestidae. Gene Ontology annotation, molecular function: protein binding. The record is from RefSeq and is a predicted model, not a curated record. The coding region runs from base 1 to 3255 and encodes 1084 amino acids. The transcript has 18 exons.
AUGCUAAUGAUGCAUAUUCAUGAGGCCCUCGAGGAGCUCCCGCCCUGCCCGCCUCCCGCCUUUCCGCUCCUGGCGCGGGCGGCCUGGGACCGGCCGCGGGAGGAGAAGGCGGCCGCAGCGUCGACCCCCGGCCGCCCCCAGUCGACCCCGGGUGCAAACGGGGCGGCCCCGGAGAAAGCGCCCCCGCCGCCCACCCUGUACGUGCAGCUCCACGGAGAGACCACCCGGCGCCUGGAGGCGGACGAGAAGCCGUUGCAGAUCCAAAAUGACUACCUCUUCCAGCUGGGCUUUGGGGAGUUGUGGAGGGUGCAGGAGGAAGGCAUGGACUCGGAGAUUGGCUGCCUCAUCCGCUUCUAUGCAGGAAAACCUCACAGCACCCGUAGCUCUGAACGGAUUCAGCUCUCAGGAAUGUAUAAUGUCCGUAAAGGCAAAAUGCAGUUGCCAGUGAACCGAUGGACCAGACGCCAAGUCAUCCUGUGUGGGACCUGCCUGAUAGUGUCAUCUGUGAAGGACAGCUGGACCGGAAAGAUGCAUGUUCUGCCACUCAUUGGUGGAAAAGUAGAAGAAGUGAAAAAGCACCAGCACUGUUUAGCAUUUAGCUCCUCUGGACCCCAAAGCCAGACUUACUACAUCUGUUUUGAUACAUUCACAGAGUAUUUAAGGUGGCUUCGACAAGUCUCCAAGGUGGCUUCGCAGCGCAUUAGCUCAGUGGACCUCUCAUGCUGUAGCCUGGAGCACCUGCCUGCCAACCUCUUCUACAGCCAAGACCUCACGCACCUCAACUUGAAACAAAACUUCCUAAGGCAAAAUCCCUGCCUGCCCACUGCCAGGGGCCUCAGCGAACUGCAAAGGUUCACCAAGUUGAAGAGUCUUAACCUUUCCAAUAAUCAUUUGGGGGAAUUCCCAUUAGCCGUCUGCAGUAUUCCAACCCUGACUGAGCUGAACGUGUCCUGCAAUGCCCUUCGCGCAGUCCCGGCGGCCGUCGGAGUUAUGCACAACCUACAGACAUUUUUGUUGGAUGGAAACUUUCUCCAGGCCCUUCCUCCUGAGUUGGAGAACAUGCAUCAGCUUAGUUACCUUGGUCUUUCUUUUAAUGAAUUCACGGACAUUCCAAAGGUUUUGGAGAAACUGACUGCUGUGGAUAAACUUUGUAUGUCUGGAAACUGUAUGGAGACCCUUCGGCUACAGGCCUUAAGAAAAAUGCCUCACAUUAAACAUGUGGACCUAAGACUGAACAUAAUUAGGAGGCUAAUAGCAGAUGAAGUGGACUUUCUCCAGCACGUCACUCAGCUUGAUCUGCGAGACAAUAAGCUCGGGGACCUCGAUGCUAUGAUUUUCAACAACAUUGAAGUUUUGCACUGUGAAAGGAAUCAGCUGGUGACAUUAAACGUCUGUGGCUACUUCCUAAAAGCACUCUAUGCCUCUUCUAAUGAACUUGUACAACUGGAUGUUUACCCAGUUCCAAAUUAUCUGUCCUACAUGGACGUUUCAAGGAACUGCUUAGAAAACGUGCCUGAGUGGGUAUGCGAAAGCCGAAAGCUGGAAGUUUUGGAUAUUAGCCAUAAUCAAAUAUGCGAACUUCCUGCACGCUUAUUUUGCAACGGCGGUCUCCGGAAGCUGCUGGCAGGACACAAUGAGCUGACGAGGCUCCCCGAGAGGCUGGAAAGGACCUCGGUGGAGGUCCUGGACAUUCAGCACAACCAGCUCCUGGAGCUGCCACCGAACCUUCUGAUAAAGGCCGACAGCCUGAGAUUCCUGAAUGCGUCUGCCAACAAACUGGAAACCCUUCCGCCGGCCACUCUCUCGGAAGAGACGAACAGCAUCCUGCAAGAGUUGUAUCUGACAAAUAACAGCCUCACAGACAAAUGUGUGCCCUUGCUAACAGGACACCCCCAUCUGAAGAUCCUUCACAUGGCCUAUAACCGACUUCAGAGUUUUCCAGCAAGUAAAAUGGCAAAACUGGAGGAACUUGAAGAAAUUGACAUCAGCGGGAAUAAACUGAAAGCCAUCCCGACCACCAUCAUGAACUGUAGGCACGUGCACACCGUGAUCGCUCAUUCUAAUUGCAUUGAAGUCUUCCCAGAAGUGAUGCAGCUCCCGGAAAUCAAGUGCGUGGACCUGAGCUGUAAUGAGCUAAGCGAGGUCACUUUACCAGAAAACCUGCCUCCAAAACUACAAGAACUGGACCUGACUGGAAACCCUCGACUUGCCCUUGACCACAAAACCCUGGAAUUACUGAAUAAUAUCCGCUGUUUCAAGAUCGAUCAGCCUUCAGCAGGAGACACAUCUGGAGCCCCAGCUGUAUGGAGCCAUGGCUACACUGAAGCCUCAGGGGUGAAAAACAAGUUGUGUGUCGCAGCCCUGUCGGUGAACAACUUCUGUGACAACCGAGAGGCCCUGUUCGGGGUGUUUGACGGGGACCGUAACGUGGAGGUGCCCUACCUGCUCCAGUGCACCAUGAGCGACAUUCUGGCCGAGGAGCUGCAGAAAACAAAAGCCGAGGAGGAGUACAUGGUGAACACGUUCAUCGUGAUGCAGAGGAAGCUUGGAACUGCGGGGCAGAAACUUGGAGGUGCUGCUGUCCUCUGUCACAUCAAGCAUGACCCGAUGGACCCAGGAGGGUCCUUCACCUUGACCUCUGCUAACGUGGGCAAGUGCCAAACAGUUCUCUGUCGGAAUGGGAAGCCACUGCCUCUGUCCAGAUCAUAUGUCAUGAGCUGUGAAGAAGAACUGAAGAGAAUUAAACGUCACAAGGCCAUUAUCACGGAGGUGAGGCGAGCAUGGGUUUCCUCAGGAAGGGGGGGCGGGGUCAGGGCAGAAACCAGCAAACUUCCAGAUCAGUGGCUUCACAAAGCAACUGCCUUGUCGGCUGGUGUGGACCUAACGUGCAGGGUGGGCUGGCAGCUCUCCAGCCGGUGUCAGGCUGUGCCGGCCGCGGGGAGCCCCCUCUAUUCAGGGACGGGCCUGGAGCUUGCUGUCGCUGCUCCUGGGGCCGCCGCGGGGACCAUCGGGCGCCGCAGGCCCAACGGCUCCGUGGCGCCCCAGGAGAGGAGCCACAACGUGAUCGAGGUGGCCGCCGAAGCGCCUCUCCGCAGGCCCGGGGGCUAUUUUGCGGCGCCAGCGCAGCCGGACCCCGAGGAUCAGUUCAUCAUACCCCCGGAGCUGGAGGAGGAGGUGAAGGAGAUGAUGAAGCAGCAGCCGCGGCCACCGGGCCCCGCGGACCAGCUGGCAGACUGCUGUGACACGCCGCUAUGACACCCCCCUCAACGCCAUUUAACGAAUAAACUAACCCAGAAAGACUGAGUUGCAAGAGUCUCCGAGGCUCACCUUAAACCAGGGGUUCACUCCACGCCCUCCCCCCUCCUCUCCGCAUCUGUCCUGGGCUCGCCUUCUUGGUCAUUUUUUUUAAUAAUUACUUUUCUCCUAGCAACGCUUUACCGACAUGAUUUACGUUUGUUAACUUCUUCCCCUAACGUAUCAGAUGUGUAAAGACAAAGAACAAAAGGUUUAAUAUAUUACAGAGAAAUGGUUAAUGUAAUAUUUUUUAAAAUGACUUUUUCUUGUUGGGAGGGCUGGUGGCCAGUGCUAAAUGAUUUAAUAAUAUUGUAAUUCCGUUUUUCUUUGGGGGAAAAGGUUUUUUGUUUUUUUGUCUUGAAAAUGAUAGACAUUUGUAGAAUAUGGAGACUAACUCCUAGGAGUUGCUUACUGUCAGGUGACUUAAAGUCACUGGGAUUCACUAAUUUUCUCUGAGAGAACAGUUGAUUGAGAAAUUUCUAUUGUAAAUAGCUCAGCGCUGUAUAGUGACGCUUCAGACAUUUUGUAGUUUUGGUGCAAGGACGCGGCCUAAACCACGGGCACUUCCCUCCCCCGCCCACCUCCUAAUGCCGCCGGGCCCUCGGUGCAGAGGCUGAGCAGCUAAGGGGCUUCUGUCCCCACCAGGUGGCUCUCAGGCCACCAGAUAGUAACCUGCACGCAGGGGCCCCUGAACCUUCCUCCUCUGCCCACCCCCCCCCCCCAGCCUCCUGAUGUUUGCGGACACUUGGUGCCCCUCACCGCGGCCACAAUCAGCAUGACUUAGAACGUGCGCCUAGAUCAUUCACAGCCGGGAGUGCUACUGAGCAGAAUGCACAAAUGAACAUGUCAUAAUUUUUGUUAUAAUAAAUAUAAAAUUUACGAGUA